GUGAUUCUGCAUGGAAAAUAUUUUUUCAAAAUUUUAAAUAGGAAGAACAAUAACAUUUGUUCACUUACAAUUAGAACCUAAGGAUACAAGUUUCACACACUCUUCAGGCUUCAAAUUUGACGCUAACAGCUGGAGUUCUGGUACAUCAACCUCAGUAAUGAUCUUCACAUAAAUAAAAGAUGGAAAAAUUUUUCGUACAAUGUAUUGCCAAUAUAAAAGAGAACGAGCUCAUGUAUCUGUCGAAUUUGUUAAACCCUGUAGAAUGUUUGCAACUUGUACAAGCUAUAUACGAAGUAACUCCGAUGAAAACGGAACGUAGGGUGAAAAAGUAUGAAACUUUAAUGAAUAAAGAUAUCACUGGAAUGUCGACAUUGUCGAAAGAAUGUCUUCUUAAUCUUGAAGAAUGGAGUCAAGAUUUUCCAACAAAUGCGAAACCAAAUGGAAGGACAACGAUGGAAAUGAUAUUAAGAUGGUUAGGACGACCAGAUUUGGCAAAGUACGUGAGAGAAAAUCACAGUUCGAGUAUUGACUACUUCGAUACAGAGAAUUUAGCAGAUACGUUAGAAUGUCCAGGACACAGAAUGUCGAAAAGGCAUACCCCGGAGAAGGGUAAAAAUGCACAAGCUCAUAAAAAAAAGAAGAAGAAAAAGAAAAAGAAGAAUAAAAAACAGAAAAUUUCUAAAGUUUUAAAAAAUAAAAAAGUUGGAAAAGCAGUUGCAGCAAUGGGAGCACAUGCUAAAGUGCAUAUGUGGCAACCUAAAGAGGACAAAGAUACCUUCACCGAUUAUUUGGAAUGGAAGGACGAAGUUAUUUGUUCGUGUACGGAUAUGGAGGACUAUUGCACGGGACAAUGUUCAAUAUGUAAAGAAAAUGAUUAUAAACAUCACGUGAUAGAUCGUCGAAGUAGUAGCAGUGACGAUUCUGUCAAAGAACUGAAUUUUGUGGUGCGUAAACCGAAAAAGAAAGAAAAGAAAAGAAAACGAUUCACCUUUUUCCAAAACUCUUGUCAAAAUAAGAAGAAGGAAAAGGAACAGGAAUAUCGGGAUAGGAAGAAAAUUUUGGAGAAUAUGAUCAUGAAGAAACAUGAACAACAAAAACUAUUACCAAUGCUUCCAAACGAUGUAUGUUGUAAAUGUUGUAAAUGUACUGUGUAUAUUAGAGAUAAAAUAUUACGUGAAAAGAAAGCGAGAGAAAAGAAAGCGAGGAAAAAGAAGGAAGAAAAGAGAAGGAAAAAGGAAAAAUUGCGAAAAGCGGAGCUACGUGCAAAUAAUGUAUGUUUCAGAGAGACGUGUAAAUAAACUAUUGCUUGAUUUACUACUUAA
Messenger RNA from Apis florea (little honeybee), 1322 nucleotides. RefSeq lists its product as uncharacterized. Lineage: Eukaryota; Metazoa; Arthropoda; Insecta; Hymenoptera; Apidae. The record is from RefSeq and is a predicted model, not a curated record.